GUUUUAUGCUUUAUUGUUUCCGUUUCCCACUGAUGCUAAUCGAAUAAUCUAAAAGAUGCCUAUUGGCAUUUAAUCUGAAACUUUUUAGCGUUUCAUUAAAAAUUUGAAUUUUCUGGACCAAAGAUUGCAAUAUAAAUAUUAAAAUGCCUGUAGAAUAUGUUCAAGUCGCUGAAGAUGAAGGUGAGGAUGUGGUAGAAUUACCAACAGAAGAAGAUGGAACUUUAUUGCUAAGCACAGUAGCUGCUCAAUUUCCUGGUUCAUCCGGCUUAAGAUUCAAAGCAUCACCAGAAAGUAAAGCGUUUAGGGGAGUCCGAAUAAUGGACGGAAUCCUGUAUCCUCCGCCAGAUGAGGGCUGGGGAAAUAUCCUGUACUUUUGUGUUUUUCCUAAAGAGAAUAAACGUAAGUGUAGUGAAGCUUUAGAAAGUUCAGCGGCUAAAACCAAAAGAGUGGAAUCAAAGUUGAAAUGUACUGAUCUGAUUGUGCUUGGUUUGCCUUGGAAAACGACUGAGACGGAGUUGAGAGAGUAUUUUGAGUCGUUUGGUGAGUUGCUGGUGGCACAAGUUAAGAAAGACAAAGCGGGAAAUUCAAAAGGAUUCGGUUUUAUAAGAUUUGCUCAGUAUGAGUCUCAGUUAAGAGUAUUAGCUCAGAGGCAUAUGAUAGAUGGCAGGUGGUGUGAUGUGAAAGUUCCCAGUUCUAAAGAAGGAGGUAUUCAGGAACUCCCACGCAGAGUAUUUGUUGGUAGAUGCACAGAAGAUUUGACAACUGAUGAUUUAAGAGAUUAUUUCACCAAAUUUGGAGAAGUUACUGAUGUCUUCAUUCCAAAACCUUUCCGAGCUUUUAGUUUUGUCACAUUUUUAGAUCCAGAUGUUGCUCAAUCGCUAUGCGGGGAAGACCAUAUCAUUAAAGGUGUUUCUGUACACAUUUCGACUGCCGCUCCCAAAACACCUGACAGAAGGAACAGGGGAGAUAAUAUGGGAGGAGGUGGUUACAAACAAGGAUCUAAUUGGUCAAACAAUAGUCACCAAAGUGGUAGUGAUAGAUAUGCUGGUUCUGGAUCUGGAGGUUCUAGUCAAAACGUUUGGAAUCAGGGAGGAUCUAGAGGAGGUGGCAAUAUGGAUAUACCUAAUUUUGGUCCAUUGAUGAAUCCGGCGCUUGUGGCUGCAGCUUUGAAUCAAGCUGCACAAGGAUGGGGCUUGAUGAGCGGUAAUAUGAGAGGAGGCAAUAUGAGUGGUAGCGGAGGAAACGAUCAAGACAAUUAUAAACAAGGUUAUAAUACCGGACCCGGUUUAAAUAAUAUGAAAAAUGAUGGAGGUAGUGGUAGUCGUUCGGGAUACAACUCGGAUAAUAGGUAUUGGAACAGGAGGCAAAGUAUGGAUAGAGAUUCAUUCAGAUAUUCAAAUAUUGACUAGAUUUUUGUUUAUUAUUAGUGUUGUGACAUACGAAUGAAUGUUUUGUACGUAUUUUUGUCUUCUUCAGAAAACGGGCCAUAUAUUUAUAUGGAUAUAAACUUUGUUAAUCAAAGAUAAGGUAGUUCUUUUGAAGAAUUCAAUUUUAUUUAUUAUUACCUGAAUAAUUGUAUUUUUGUAUUAAAAAGUUCGGUUUUAUGAUUAUUUAUAAAA
Diorhabda carinulata is the source of this 1619-nucleotide messenger RNA. Its product is annotated as TAR DNA-binding protein 43-like. The coding region runs from base 144 to 1409 and encodes 421 amino acids. Gene Ontology annotation, cellular component: nucleoplasm. Lineage: Eukaryota; Metazoa; Arthropoda; Insecta; Coleoptera; Chrysomelidae. Gene Ontology annotation, biological process: regulation of gene expression. The record is from RefSeq and is a predicted model, not a curated record. The transcript is spliced from 6 exons. Gene Ontology annotation, molecular function: RNA binding.